Cylindrotheca closterium is the source of this 1521-nucleotide messenger RNA. The record is from the annotation of a GenBank genome assembly. NCBI's taxonomy places the organism in Eukaryota, Bacillariophyta, Bacillariophyceae, Bacillariales, Bacillariaceae.
AUGAGUGAUCCAUUUGAUGUUUUCGGAAGCGACUCAGACAGUGAAGAUGAGAAUAAUCAAGGAAGGAAUACAGAGUCAGUAGAAGUUGCCAGCUCGCUGAUCAAUGAAGCAAAUGGGUUGGUUCAGCAGCAGCCAAUAACUUCGGAAAAUACUCUUCGAGCCUCUCCUGUUGAAUCAUCAUUACCGUCGAUCCAAAGAGAUUUGGUCGAUAUUUCCAAUCUGGAAGCAGUCAACUUUCCUUGGCCCAAUCCACUAUUCGUUGAUGAUUCGGCUGUUGCAGUGUACAUCAUACCAAAGUUUGGCGGAGGGAGGGCAUUUUGUGCGCGAAAGAAACUAGACCCUGGAACUACAGUCUUGGUGGAAGAACCUGUUAUGGAAUGGCACCAAGACCAAGUUGGCAGAAAGCUGGACCUCUCCACCGUACGAUUUCUUCUGGAAAAUGAUAAAGCUUUGAAUCUAGUACACUGGCUCGAGUCGUUUCAUCCGCUGAAGAGUGUUAUUGAUCAAGGACCAAACGAAGAAAACAGUUCGGACGAACAAUUAUGGCCCAUGAUGGAGGAAACUAAAAAUGAAUGCGAAGAGUUGGAGGUGUCAGAACUGGCAAAGCUUGCAGAGAAUCGAAAAAUCGUCUGUCGCGACAACUCGGCCGUGUCAGAGGCUGAUGUUCUAAGAAUGCUAUUGUGCAUUAGAUACAAUGGACUGGAAAGUGGAGUCUACUUGUAUGCCGCAAUGCUCAAUCACAGUUGCUUUCCAAACUGUGCGAAACUACGUCCAGAAGGCGAUCAGACCUUUUCCGAGGUUGUGACAACCAGAGAAGUCCAACCUGGAGAGAUACUCACAAUCAACUAUUGCCCAAACAUCAUGUCACACGCCUCAAGACGCCAUCAUCUUUACAACCAACAUCGUUUCGACAUUUCGGCGGACGUGGAAGAACCUUUCCGUGCUAUGGAGCUAGUAAAUGACGAAUUGCCGCCAUCAGCGGUCGACCGUGUGGACGACGACAGUCCAACACUUCGAGUGGAAAAGUCACUCGAUGAAUUCGAAGCAAUGCUUCCCGAGUUGGUUGGGCUCGCAUCAGUUGACCAAUCACGAAAGGAGGUCCUGAAGGCGUUAGAGCUAUCCAUUCAGGAACUCUGUAAGCAGUCAGAAGAGCAUUUGAGUUCAAAUCAUUUACUUUUGGUUCGAGGUUUGAUUUUGCAUUUGGACGUCUGCGAUGCGAUCCGCCGGACAAACGAAUUGCCCAAGAAUGCUCUUGUAUUGAUUUUGUGUCGGCAAGUCCAAUCGGCAUACCAGUUGAUCGAUCUGCAAUCUCAGUUAUAUGGACCAGAUCAUUUUGACCUGGCAAGAUCUCACGAAGACAUGUACGUCUCGAUAUCAGAGCUCCUGUCUCGUUCACCAUCACAUCUUUAUGGUUUGGGUUUUCCUGGUCUUGGUAGCUUUUCGCAGUGGUCACAGAAAGAGCGAGAAUCAAGGAACGAACAUCACCGGAUCAAGGCUCUUUACGCAAAGAAAACUAGAUAG